CUCCCCUUCACGCCAACUUCGUUAAACAUGUUGUUCAAAAUGGGGAAAAUUUCGGGGGGUCUUCUUGGCAAAGAGAAAAACUAUCUAUUAGCUCAUGAUGGGAAGUGGAAAAGCGGCGAGCGAAUACACAAAAUAAUCUCUAAAUGACGAAAUUAUCUGAAGUACCUUCAUUGUUACUGUUGCUCAACUACUGGGCGCGAGUUCAGUUUGCUUCGAACGGAGAUCAUGAAUAAUGGAGAAAAUACAAAGAGCAAUGCUUUUGCUGCAAAGAAGAAAAAACGACUGUCAGUUGAGCGAAUCUACCAAAAGAAGACACAGUUGGAACACAUUCUCCUCCGUCCAGACACUUAUAUUGGCUCUGUUGAGCCAAUCAAACAAAACAUGUGGGUUUAUGAUGCAGAGACAGACGCCAUUGUAAGUAAGGAAAUCACUUAUACACCUGGUCUCUACAAGAUCUUCGAUGAACUUUUAGUGAAUGCAGCAGAUAACAAGCAGAGAGACCCUGGCAUGGGCUGCAUUAAAAUAACAAUUGAUGCAGAUAACAACACUAUAAGUGUUUGGAAUGAUGGUCGUGGCAUUCCUGUGGAGAUGCAUAAAGAACAGAAGGUGUAUGUUCCAACCCUGAUUUUUGGCCAUCUUCUAACAUCCAGUAACUACAAUGAUGAGGAGAAAAAAGUCACAGGUGGCAGAAAUGGUUAUGGUGCAAAACUUUGCAAUAUCUUCAGCACAAAAUUUGUUGUGGAAACUUGUUCUUCUGACUCAAACAAAAAGUUCAAACAGACUUGGACAAACAACAUGGGAAAAGUUACAGAGCCCAUUGUAAAGGAUUUUAAUGGAAAGGACUUCACUUGUGUUACAUUCAAACCAGACCUGGCAAAGUUUAAAAUGGAAAGUCUUGAUAAAGACAUCAUCUCACUCCUCUCUAGGAGGGCGUAUGAUGUUGCUGGUUCUGUCAGAGGAAUUGCUGUAUAUCUCAAUGGAAAGAAGUUGCCUAUUAAGACUUUCAAGGAUUAUGUUGGACUGUAUUUGAAAGCUAGAGAUGAUGAAGAUGACUUGGCAUUGGGUAGUGAAUCAGAGAAAAAGACUAAUUCUGUUGUGCAUGAAGUUGUUAAUAAGCGCUGGGAAGUUUGUGUUACCACAAGCACCAAAGGUUUCCAGCAAGCUAGCUUUGUCAACAGCAUAGCCACAACCAAGGGAGGAACUCAUGUCAACUAUGUAACUGACCAAAUCACAGAGAAGCUCAUGGCUGCGGUGAAAAAGAAAAACAAGGGAGGUGUAGAAGUGAAGCCUUUUCAGGUUAAGAAUCACUUGUGGGUUUUUGUCAAUUGCCUGAUUGAAAAUCCAACCUUUGACUCACAAACCAAGGAAAAUAUGACUUUAAGAUCUAAAGCAUUUGGAUCGACUUGUGAUUUCAGUGAAAAGUUUAUCAAACAGGUUACUCAGUGUGGUGUUGUUGAACAUAUCAUGAACUGGGUGAAAUUCAAGGCACAGACUCAACUCAAUAAGAAAUGUCAAAAGAGCAAGCACAGCAAGAUUCGCGGAAUUCCCAAAUUGGAUGAUGCUAAUGAUGCUGGUGGUAGAAGCUCAAUGCAAUGUACGCUCAUUCUCACUGAGGGUGACUCAGCCAAAACGCUGGCUGUAAGUGGCUUGAGUGUUGUGGGUAGAGACCGUUUUGGAGUGUUUCCCUUGCGCGGUAAACUGCUUAAUGUCAGGGAUGCAUCACACAAGCAGAUCCUUGAAAAUGCAGAGAUCAAUAAUCUUAUCAAGAUACUUGGCCUUCAAUACAACAAAAAGUACUCAUCAGAGGAAGACUUAAAGAGUCUGAGAUACGGUCACCUAAUGAUAAUGACAGAUCAGGAUCAGGAUGGCUCUCACAUCAAGGGACUCCUCAUCAACUUCAUUCAUAGUAACUGGCCUACUCUUACACGUUUACCGUUCUUGGAGGAGUUUAUUACUCCCAUUGUUAAGGUCAGCAAAGGUAAAGAAGAGAAAGCAUUCUACAGCAUUCCUGAAUAUGAGGAAUGGAAAAACAGUACAGCAAAUGUCAAGUCUUGGAAAGUAAAGUACUAUAAAGGUUUGGGUACAAGCACUCCCAAGGAGGCCAAAGAAUACUUUGCUGACAUGAGACGUCAUCAGAUUCAGUUCCACCAUGAAGGUGCUGCAUGUGAUGAAGCUAUACUUAUGGCAUUCAGUAAGAAGAAAGUUAAUGACAGGAAAGACUGGCUCAACCGCGCAAUGGAAGAUCGCAAGUGGAGAAGGCAACAAGGGCUUUCAGAGGUUUACCUUUAUGAGAAGGACACCAGAUCAGUUUCAUAUUCUGACUUUGUCAACAAAGAACUUGUUUUGUUCUCUAAUGCAGAUAAUGAACGAUCAAUUCCUUGCUUAGUGGAUGGUUUAAAGCCAGGCCAAAGGAAAGUACUUUUCACCUGCCUGAAAAGGAAUGACAAACGAGAAGUAAAAGUUGCUCAACUUGCUGGAUCAGUGGCUGAACUGUCUGCAUAUCACCAUGGCGAGGCAAGUCUGAUGGGAACAAUCAUCAACUUAGCUCAGAAUUUUGUGGGCAGCAACAACUUGAACCUUCUGAUGCCUGUUGGUCAGUUUGGCACUCGUCUCCAUGGAGGCAAAGAUGCUGCUAGUCCUCGUUACAUCUUCACUAUGAUGAGUCCUUUAACAAGGCUAUUAUUUCAUGCUCAUGAUAUGCCUAGCCUUACGUACCUGUUUGAUGAUAACCAGCCUGUUGAACCUGAGUGGUAUUGCCCUAUAAUCCCUUUGGUUCUGGUCAAUGGAGCUGAGGGGAUUGGCACUGGUUACAGUACCAAGGUGCCUAACUUUGAUGUUCGCCAAAUCAUCAGUAAUCUGAAGAACAUGAUCAAUGGAGAUGAACCCGAAGAGAUGAUACCAUCAUUCAAGAACUUCACUGGUACCAUUUCUCAAAGUGAUAGCCACAAAUUCCUUGUGCAAGGUAAUGUGGAAGUUGUUGACAACAAGACUGUCGAAAUAACUGAGUUACCAGUUGGCACCUGGACACAGGUUUACAAAGAGAAUGUUUUGGAACCAAUGCUGCAUGGUUCAGAGAAAAUUCCUCCUGUUCUGACGGAUUACAAGGAAUACCACACAGAUGUAACAGUGAAGUUUGUGCUUAACAUGACUGAGGACAAGCUGGCUGAGGCAGAAGGUGCUGGAUUGCACAAGAAAUUUAAACUUGAAACUACAAUUAACACUAGCAAUAUGGUUUUGUUUGAUGCCAUGGGUUGUCUGCGCAAGUAUGAAUCACCACUUGACAUACUCAAGGAAUUCUUUGAGCUGCGUUUGGAGAGAUAUGCUAUACGUAAAGCAUGGUUGGAUGGAAUGCUGACUGCAGAAUCGAGCAAGCUCAGUAGUCAAGCUCGUUUUAUCUUAGAAAAAAUUGAGGGUCAAAUUAUCAUAGAGAACAGAACAAAGCGGGACAUAGUUACCACUUUGGUACAGCAUGGUUACCCAUCUGAUCCUAUCAAGGCUUGGAAAGAGAUGCAGAAGUCCAGUGCACCUGAUGAUGGAGAUACAGAUGAUGCCUCCAGUGUUGCAAGUUCCACGUCAAGCGCUGGUGGACCUGACUUUGGAUACUUGUUGUCCAUGUCCAUGCUGUCACUCUCUCGAGAAAAGAAAGAGGAACUAUUGAAAGAGAGGGAUAAUAAGUUGGAAGAGCUGGACAUGUUGAGGAAGAAGUCUCCACAAGACCUCUGGCUGGAAGAUCUUGAUAGCUUUUUGGAAGAGCUGGAGCGAGUGGAGCAACAGGAAAACGAAGAUCAAGAAAUGUACGUGAAGUCCAAAGCAGGGCGCUCACAGCAGCAGAAAAAGAAACCAACAAAGCCGGCCAAGAAAGCUGAAAGUAAACCUAAAACACUGGGUAACAAUGAACGAGAAAAGAAAAACACAGAACUGAAGAGCAAGGAAACGGCUUCAAAGAAACAAAACAAGAGUAACGACUCCUGGGAGUUUGAUGAUACAGAUGCAGGUGCCCCAGUCAGAUCACUCGCUGACAGACUUGCUCAGCGACAAAGUCACAACCUUCCCAGCUCAUCAUCAUCUUCGGUUGGUGGUGGAGCUGAGACAACUAGCAGUUCGGCUGUAAAGGUAAAAACGCAGUCUACUCUAGAGAUGUUCAGUUCAAAGAAGAAGGCCAGAAAAGAAGCAGACAGUGACGAUGAUUUUAUCAUGGAGUUCAGCGAUGAUGGACCGCCCGUAGUGAAAAGGGCCGCUAGGACAGGUCCUGUCAAGACGUACUCUUUUAGUUCUGACGAGGAUGAUGACGAUGAUCUUACGGUCACAGCAGUGAAAUCCGCAAAGCAGGCUAAAGAAGGAAGUAUUGAUAGUGAUGCUGAAUCAGAUAAAAGUGACGUGCAAGCCACACGUGCCCUGAUUCAAAAACUCUCUCCUGCCAAACCCACAAAAACCGCUCAUUCGCGGGCAAAUAAACCAUUACAGGAUGAUAAAUCGGUUAAAUCUACGAAGAAACAACCUGCUAAGAACAGUACGGCAGUAGCGAAGAAAUCCACCGCAACUAGAAAGGCAGCUUUGUCAUCUUCACAGGACGACAGCCCUGAUGACGACGCAGCAGCAAAGAAACAACCAGCCAAGAAACAGCCAGCCAAGAAACAACCAGCCAAGAAAGGCAAGCGUGGAAAGGCAGUAAUUCUUGAUAGCAGUGACGAGGAUUCUGAUUCAGCGAUGCUCUCCUCAAAGAAACCUACAGCUGCUAAAGGAAAAGCGGUAAAGCCCAAAAAGUCACCACCAAAGAAGGCGAAAGCAAGCGUAGAGAGCUCAAGUGAUGACGAACCAAUGGAAAUGGCUGUUGUCAGCCGAGUGGCUCGCACUGGCAGAUCCAAAGCUCCAGUGAAGUAUUUUUUGGAAGAAAGUGACAGUGACGACAAAGAGAAUGAAGACACGAAGGAGUGGUCUGGAUCAAGAAGUGAUUUUGAUGAUGAUUAAUUUUUAUACGUUUUAGGCUCAGGCGGGUACUCAGCUGUGUCUUUCAAGGGAUACGAUAUAGUCUGAGAAGCUUGGUUUAGUCCUGCACCUGUCUCCUAUAAAAACGGUUUUUCUUUCCGAAGGAGACAUGGUAAUUGAAUCAUUUCCUGCUUGCAUGAUUUCCCGCAGAUGCUUGUUUUGUUAGCAUCAUAUCUGUAAAUAACCUCCUUUUCAUUCAACUGAAAGCUUUCGAAAGGCCAUGUAGAGAUUCCUAAUAAAACAAAAGUUAGAGGUUUACUUGACAACUACACAUACACUUUAUGUCCUCGUUCCCUUGUUCCUUCCACCCUGUGGUUUCAGAGAAUACCUCUCCUCACUCGACCGGAGGCAUUCAACUCAAAAACAAAUUGAGCAAUUUUCUUCAGUCUUGCAGUCAAAAGCGUCAUGCAAACUGAUCGAUCAGUUCUCGCUUAAACUAGACAUGCAAUAUUCGACUGACAAUUUUAACUCUUCACUUGAGCCUAAUAAUGAGCUGCACAAACUACGAAGAACGAUACAGUUUAAAUACAUGCUACGUAACGUAAUGAUACAAAGAAAGCGCACGCAAAACUUUACUACAAUUAACACUACUGCACAAAAAACAAUAGACAAAAACUAAUGCGUAGCGAUCUACAACAGCACUGCUAGAGUAAAUUGGAAUCAACCGUAGCUACUACUAGCAGAGAUAAACGUCCUGUUUAUCUUCGAAGAGUAGUGCAACAUUUGAUUCCAAUUGAAGUAAUGGCAAUCAAUGAAGUCGCACAUUCAACGCAACCCGCUGUUAUUCAACCAGAUAAUCAAGUUGUACGAGAUAACAUUGCGAGGCCUCAACGCCCUGCAGCGGUUGUUGGAGAAAUUAACAGACAAUUAAACAGUUCAUGAACAAGCGAACAUUGAUUUCUUUUCUUUUCGUGAAUUUUGAAAGUUUCUCACGUAGUGAAUAAACUUGGGAAGUGUCGGAAACAUGGAGACGCCCCCAUGCGAGAACAAUUUCUUUACCUUUGAAACCAGACAUUUCGUUUUGUUUGUACAGUGACAGUUGAUUGAUUAACCUACUGAUUCUCAUAUUACCUAUAUAUAUAUAUAUAGAGAGAGAGAAGCGAUUGCACAUUAGCGACACAAUAAACGAGUUGUAAUUA
Stylophora pistillata is the source of this 6125-nucleotide messenger RNA. Its product is annotated as DNA topoisomerase 2-alpha. Gene Ontology annotation, molecular function: DNA topoisomerase type II (double strand cut, ATP-hydrolyzing) activity; DNA binding; ATP binding. Gene Ontology annotation, cellular component: nucleus. The record is from RefSeq and is a predicted model, not a curated record. Lineage: Eukaryota; Metazoa; Cnidaria; Anthozoa; Scleractinia; Pocilloporidae. Gene Ontology annotation, biological process: resolution of meiotic recombination intermediates; sister chromatid segregation; DNA topological change.